Oryzias latipes (Japanese medaka) is the source of this 617-nucleotide messenger RNA. The record is from RefSeq and is a predicted model, not a curated record. Lineage: Eukaryota; Metazoa; Chordata; Actinopteri; Beloniformes; Adrianichthyidae.
UUAUUUUCGCCCCGCCUCUCCCCCCUCCCCCUCCGACCGCGGCGGCAGUGCGUGGCGUCCCGUCCCGUCAGGUGCCACGGCGUGCAGGAGCCCAUCAAGGUGGUCAUUCCUCGCUACGUUCUGCGCGGCCAGGGGAAGGACGAGCACUUCGAGUUCGAGGUCAAGAUGACGGUGAUGGACGAGACGUGGACGGUCUUCAGGCGCUACAGCCGCUUCAGAGAGAUGCACAAGGCGCUGAGGCUGAAGCACCCAGAGCUGCUGACUCUGGAGUUCCCGCCAAAGAUGCUGUUUGGAAACCGGGACGAGCGACUGGUGGCGGAGCGGCGGGGCCUCCUGGAGCGGUACCUGCGGAGACUCUUCCGGGUCAUGCUGGCGUCGGGAACCUCCCCCCUCCGAGCCGAUGACGACGGCGUUUACCGACUUUCCAAACGCAGCGUGUGCGAGUUCUCGCUGUUCUUCAAGAAGGGGGUGUUCGAGUCCAGCAGCCACGGAACCGGCUGAGGUCUUCAUCCAACGACCCGCACCGUCCCGUUCAGCGCCGACUGUGGGGAAGCCCCGCCCCCUUUGUGUAUUUAAAAGCUGGAAGUGAUGACAUGUUCAAUAAAAGUGACGUUCAU